UUCCAAAAAUGUGCAAGGAAGCGAGGGUCACAGUCGCUGAUGAUGUUCUCGGGAGACACCGUGAUGGCGUGCGACAUGGUUGAGGAAGUGAAUAGCGAUGUCCUUGGCGUUGUGCGAUGUGGGGCAAGGGAUGAAGUGGGCACAUUUAGUCAAGCGGCAAACAAUGACAUAGAUGCAAUCAUGUUCGCGGUCGGUCUUGGGGAGGCCCCAGACGAAGUCCAUAGAGAUGGACUGCCACCGGGCGUGGAUCACGACGAGGAGCUCCUUUUCAUUGGAGAGGUAAUUCAUUUCGGCGGGAAGGAGUUUCUUGCUAGCGAAGGCGAUGGGGUAUUUGCUGGGUGGGGUCUUGGGGUGGGUAGGGGAUUCCUUGAUGGAGGGAGUUUCGGUGGUGACAUGAGGAAAAUUUUGGGACAGGACGGCUCCAAUGGCGAAGUCGGAGGCAUCGGUAGUGACGUAGAAAUGGUGAGUGGGGUCGACGAUCUUGAGGGCGGGGGCGGGGGUGACGAGUUGUUUGAUGGCAUCGAAGGCGUUUUGGCGGUUGUCAUUCCAAGUGAAGGGUUCGUCCUUGCGGGUGAGUUCAUGAAGGGGGUACGAGAUGUCAGAGAAGUUGCGGAUAAAGAGGCGGUAGUAGAUAGAGAGGACUUGGCGGAGAUGCUGAAGGUGGGACUCGAAUGUGGGGCUGUCUCCGAGGAUAUCAUCGAGAUAGACGACGACACAAACUUCGAGGAGGUCGCGGAAGAUGUGCUUCAUUGUAGAUUGGAAUGUGGCGGGGGCGUUCGUGCGUCCGAAGGGCAUCACGAGGAAUUCGUAGUGCCCGAAUCGGGAAUGGAAGGCGGUCUUGUGGGUAUCCUCCUCGCAGAUGCGGAUCUAGUGGAAGCCACUGCGGAGGUCGAUCUUGCUACGCGGUCGGAGAUGGUCGACAUGGUGGUGUUCAUGUUGGCGAUGGAUGAUUGGAUGGAUGUCACCAUGCGGAGAAGUGUCGCGAGAUCGGUGGCAGCAUUGGGUGCUGGUUUGGAGGCAAUGGACUGGCUAGGCCAGUUUGGAUUUCGGGAGGAGCUGCCGGCAGAGAGUGAGGAAGAGAAGGAAGCUUUCCUCAAACUGUUGUUUGAAGUGAAGGAUGAAGCAGAGAAAUGGUUGUUGGUGGAGGAGAAGAGAGCAAGCUUGCACAAUCGCAUGCUACUAAAAAGGAGAAAAGAGUCUGAUGAGAAGAAGAAGAUGAAAGAGCAAGGAGAGAGAUUGCGGCAGAUGUUGCAAGAGCAGAAAGGGAAACAAGUUGCAAUAGAAGAAAGACUUACCCUCCUCACUGACACCCUCCUCCAUACCAAUGAACAACUCGUCGUACUUCAUCAGACCGUAACCAAAGCAGAAGCGCAACAGGGAGAAUUUGCUAAUACCUGGAAUAACUUUCUGAAUAAUGCCUCGCCGCAGAUUGACUUGCGAGUCCGCAAUUAUGUGGAACAGUUAGAUGAAGCUCUCUGCCAGAGACUUAAAGACCCCGCCGCAAUAAAACAAUUGAAGAUUGGUGGUGGGGGAGGAGAUGGAGGCGAUGAUGGAGAUGAUGAGGAUAAGAAAGGGAAGGUUCCUAAGAAGGAAAAAGAUAGUGAAGAGGAAGAAUCCAGGCAAAAGAUGAAGUUGUUGCAGCCCGCGGGGGAGGGCGACAAGGAGGAAGAGGUCGUGGUAGAGGAAGAGGAGGCCACGGUCGAGGUGGAGGAAGAGGACCCGCCGCCCAGAGGGGUAGUGGCGAAGGUUUUACUCACCUCCUACCUGAGAUGCUUUCCAAUGCCUCUCAGGAAUCAGUUGGCAGGUGAGGCCAACAUCAAUGUUCACAACUUUUCCUCGUUCAGCAAGAAGGCCCUAGACCUUGAAGCGAAGAUAGGGCAUGGACAUAAUCCCACAACGGAGGGUAAGAAAAAGACACUGCCUCCCAACUGGAAGAUGAAGGGCCACAUUAUGUUUGUUGAUAACGAUGGUUCAACCAUCGAGUUAGACGACAACUUUCAGGAGGGAGUAGGUUCAGAGGCUGGCAGCGUUGAAGCUUCAGGGGGUGAAGUUGUCGCUGUUGUAGCUCAGAAAGGUGCGCUGAUCACUGAGUUUGGGCUUGAGGACAAUGUUACUCAGUCCAUGGUGAAAGCCUAUCGCGAGGACCCGUUCAUGUCGGAGAUCAUCUGCAGACUCGAAGCAAAGGAAAAAGUGACUUCUGCCAAGUUUGAGUUGGUCAACGACUUGUUGUUCCUUGACAAGGCCGGGAAUAAAGGUUUGUGUGUUCCUAAUAGGGAGUCUUUGCGUAGUUUAUUUCUAGGAGAAUGUCAUGAUGCCACCAGACAUUUUGGCUUUAAGAAGACUGCAGCUAAUCUGUUGCAGCGAUUCUGGUGGUCCACGAUGAUCAGAGUUGCGAAACUGUACGUGGAGACUUGUCAGGUCUGUCAAAGAGACAAGCCACGUACUCAAGCUCCUCUUGGGCUCCUGCAGCCCCUUCCGAUUCCGGAAAGGCCUGGUGAAAGCUUGUCCAUGGACUUCAUGGACACACUGGUCACCAGCAAGAGUGGGAUGAGGCACAUCUUCGUUAUCGUGGAUAGAUUUAGUAAGUAUGCUAGGUUAGUAGCGAUGCCAGAAACAACAAAAACGGAGUAUGUGAUUAGGAUGUUCAAAGAUAACUGGGUCAGGGAUUUUGGUUUACCGAAGUCCAUUAUAAGUGAUAGGGAUGUCCGAUUUACCAGCAAGUUGUGGAAGGCCGCCGCUGCAGAACAGGGAACACAGUUGCAAAUGACUUAUGGGAACCACCCAGAGGCCAAUGACCAAGCCGAGCAACUGAACCGCGCUGUCCAACACCUGUUGAGGCAUUACAUCAAGCCCAACCAGGUGGACUGGGAUGAGAAGCUUGCUCUCAUUGCCAGCCUGUACAACAACGCGGUACACAGCGCUACCGGGGUCAGCCCAAACAACUUACUACUGACUUUUAAGCCUAGACUACCCUUGGAUUUCCUUCUUCCUGAGAACCAGGCAACUGCUGCUCCGGGUACCUUAGAAUUUGCUUACCGGUACGAACAGAAGAUGCAGCAGGCUGUAGAACAGAUGCAGAAGGCAGAGGUGGCUAUGAUAGAAUCUGCGAACAAACACCGCCGUGAGUCUUCGUUUCAGGUUGGGGACAGAGUCUGGGUUAAGUCCUCAGAACUGGGACAGGAGCACGCGAUCUCCCGCAAGCUCAUGCCACAGUACUUUGGACCAUGGGAAGUCUUAGAUAUUGUUGGGACUGAUCCGGAUGGACCUUCUUACGUAGUCCGGAUCCCUGGUCAUUUUCGUACUUACCCCGUCUUUCACGCCUCCAAACUUGCACCUUUUGAAGAAACUGAUCAGUUCCCCUCUCGUCGCUCAAUGCUGCCCCCAACCAUGGACGGAGAGGUGGAUAUCGAUGAUAUCGUGGACCACAGGGAGCUGUCAGUCUCAAGACCAACAGGCAGGGGACGUCCUCCGAAACUGAAGCUGCAGUACCGCGUUCGGUUCCGGCAUCACACUAAGCCGAAGGAAGACCGCUGGUUCACCAGGGAGGAACUCAUGUAGACCGCUCCGCAAGUUGUAGCCCAUUACGAGA
Chara braunii is the source of this 3589-nucleotide messenger RNA. The record is from the annotation of a GenBank genome assembly. NCBI's taxonomy places the organism in Eukaryota, Viridiplantae, Streptophyta, Charophyceae, Charales, Characeae.